This is a messenger RNA of Pipistrellus kuhlii (Kuhl's pipistrelle), 2894 nucleotides long. RefSeq names its product ring finger protein 150 (gene RNF150). Lineage: Eukaryota; Metazoa; Chordata; Mammalia; Chiroptera; Vespertilionidae. The record is from RefSeq and is a predicted model, not a curated record. The transcript has 7 exons. The coding region runs from base 698 to 2011 and encodes 437 amino acids.
CCCCUCCUUGCACGCACACAUCACACACACACACACACACACACACACACACACACACACACCAUAUACGGACACAGAGACCGAGUCCUUCUCUCUGCCCGCUCGCACCCACUCCCCAGGAGCCGGGCUCUCCCUCGGCCAGAGUGUCCGGCGUGUGGCUACCCGUGGAGCGCGGAGCCGGAGCGGAGCGCCCGCAGGGCGAGGGAGAGGCGCGCGGAGGAGCGGCGGCCCGGGCACCCCGGGCUGCACCCUGCGCUCCCGGCAGCCGCGCCCGCCUGCGCCGGGGCUGGAGGGCGCCCAGCCGACCCCCCGCGCGCUCCCGAGGCCCCUGCCACCCCUAUGAGAGCAGAAGCCCAGCGAAGGAGCAGGACGCUCGGCGGCAGCAGCUGGACUCCUCUGCAAGCCCGGAGCGCCCCCUCCUCCCGCUCCCCUCCUCCAGCGCCCGGGCAGCGACAUGCAGCCGCCGCGCUCGGGCUGAGAGGGGAAGGGGCGGGCGCCACCCACCCGCUCGGAAUCCGCUCCCCGUGCCGGCGGCUGCGCGUCCCGGCCGUGGCCCCCGGGGCUCGGGAGUGAGCAGCAGCUGGAGCCGGAGCCGGAGCCGGAGGAGGAGGCAGCCGGCCCGCGGUUGGCCGGGCGGGGGAGGAGGGACGGGGCCGGAGGAGGGCGCGGGGGGCCGGGGAGGGGGCCCCGGCGGCGGAUGAAGAUGGCCAUGUCUCUCAUCCGAGCGUGCCGCAGCCUCGCUCUCUCAACAUGGCUGCUUUCCUUUUGUUUCGUGCAUCUGCUCUGCCUGGACUUCACCGUGGCCGAGAAGGAGGAAUGGUACACCGCCUUCGUGAACAUCACCUACGCCGAGCCGCCGCCGGAGCCCGGGGCGGGGGGCGGCGGCGCCGAGCUGCACACCGAGAAGACCGAGUGCGGGCGCUACGGCGAGCACUCGCCCAAGCAGGACGCCCGCGGCGAGGUGGUCAUGGCCAGCGCGGCCCACGACCGCCUGGCCUGCGACCCCGGCACCAAGUUCGCCGCCCCGGCCCACGGCAGGAACUGGAUCGCCCUCAUCCCCAAGGGCAACUGCUCGUACAGGGAAAAGAUCCGGAACGCCUUCCUGCAGAACGCCUCGGCCGUGGUCAUCUUCAACGUGGGCGCCAGCGCCAACGAGACCAUCACCAUGGCCCACCCAGGCGUAGAAGACAUCGUGGCGAUAAUGAUUCCUGAGCCCAAAGGGAAGGAGAUAGUGAGCCUGCUGGAAAGAAACAUCACCGUGACGAUGUACAUCACCAUCGGUACACGGAACUUGCAGAAAUACGUGAGCCGCACGUCAGUUGUGUUUGUCUCCAUCUCCUUCAUCGUCCUGAUGAUCAUUUCUCUCGCGUGGCUGGUCUUCUAUUAUAUCCAGAGGUUUCGAUAUGCAAAUGCCAGGGACAGGAACCAGCGCCGACUUGGAGAUGCAGCCAAGAAAGCAAUCAGUAAGCUCCAGGUCAGGACCAUCAAGAAGGGCGACAAGGAAACAGAGCCUGACUUUGACAACUGUGCAGUCUGUAUUGAAGGGUACAAGCCCAGCGAUGUGGUCCGGAUCUUGCCCUGCCGGCAUCUUUUCCACAAGUCCUGUGUUGACCCCUGGCUCCUAGACCAUCGCACCUGCCCCAUGUGCAAGAUGAACAUUCUUAAAGCCCUAGGGAUCCCGCCCAAUGCCGACUGCAUGGAUGACCUGCCCACCGACUACGAGGGGUCCCUGGGAGGCCCACCGACCAACCAGAUCACAGGUGCAAGCGACACGACUGUAAACGAAAGUUCAGUCACUUUGGACCCUGCUGUCCGGACUGUGGGAGCCUUGCAGGUAGUCCAGGAUACAGACCCCACCCCGCAGGAGGGAGAUGUUAUCUUUUCUACUAACAGUGAGCAGGAGCCAGCUGUCAGCAGUGACUCUGAUAUCUCGCUGAUUAUGGCAAUGGAGGUUGGACUAUCUGAUGUAGAACUUUCCACUGACCAGGACUGCGAAGAGGUGAAAUCGUGAGAUGGUGAACACAGAAGAAAGGGAUGGUAGGACCCAUGGGGAAGGGAGAGGAGGUGUGCCUGAGACUUGGACCAGGCACACACACCUCCAGAACACCUCAGCAUCAGCAGGGCGCUCUGCUCAAGAAUGGUCAUGAAAAGCAAUAUCCAAAGUCCAGUUGAUCGAAAUGCAGUUUCUCCGUCUCUACAACAGCCCACAGCCUCGACAGCUUGGAAGUACAAAGCCCUUGCAGACACAGAGGCCCCCAACACAGACUGAAAGGAUAAUUUUGGAGCUUCUGAGUGUUCAUUUCAGUUUUUCCUCAGUGUUGUUUUCUUGUUUUGGAAUUGUUGUUUGAUUUCCUUGGCAGAUUCUUUUUAAAGACUGUGUAUAGUUUCCUGUAGGUCCACUCCUUUGUUUUUCCUUCGAUCCACUCCAGCUUUUACAUGGAGCUGUGUUUCGAAGCACCCAUCCCUGCUGUGAUCAGUCCCUGUCAGUCUCUGAGACCUGAGACAGGAGGACCUUGACCUCUCAGCAUGAGUGUGCAUGGCUUUGGGAAGGGCCUCAGCACCCUGAAACAGAAGAAGGCCAGCUUUCGUUAGGAAUCUAAAUUCUUUUCAAUGGAUCUUAAUACUCCCAGCUGCCAGAGACCUCAACACUGAACUCUGAGUGUGCUGAGGCUGCUGCUCAUCCUUCUCAAUGACAUCACACUGGCUCCCAACUGCCAGGCUCUGUGCAGGGCCGUGGGACAUGAGAAGGAAGCUGUAGGGAGGCAGUUUAAUUUGUCUGGAUCUUACUUACAGUGCAGUGCGUGGCUGAAACUCUGAGCUCAGAAGACCCCUCCAGGCAUUAAGGUCCCUCUCAUUGGCUGUAGGACUCAUAGCUGGGACUGCAGGCCUGGUUU